GUGAAAUUGUCAUUGGCGGCGAAACAUUAUUGACUAAUGAAAGUACAUAGGGACAUUAACGUAAUUUCGCAUGGAGCCUACCGAACACAUCAUCAGAUUCCUCGCUGCACAGUUGACAGUCCACAACAUAUGAACUCAUCUUCCCUCUAUUCCUCCUCCGAUCGAUCCUAUCCUACUUUUCAUUUUUAUUUUCAACAAUCUACCCCCAAUUCUAUCGUAACAAUCCACAUACGAGAUGUCAGAACUCGCUGAGAAAUCUCGCCGGAGUUAGUUUCUAGCUCCGGGGUGAUACACAACUCCGAUUGUCACUUUGGUACACUAAAUUCAACCAAAAAGUUAUUUGAUCAAGCUGAUUAAAUGGGAGGAAACAUAUGAUCCAUUUCAAAGAUUUUGAAGUCCUUUUGCAAUGGUGAAGGCAUCAGGUUAUCUAAAGUUGACUGGUGGUUCUUAUGGUAAAAAUCAAGCAUCAUUAUCAGAUCAAGAAAGAAACUUUCAGUCUGUAACGACCAAGGAUUCAAAUGAUAUUCAUCUUGGUAGUGGGACCCACACAUUACACUCCAACCAAGAAGGAAGUUCAAGUCCCAUCUCUGUAAAUCAAGAAAAAACUAUAGCCACUUCAGAGCAAAAUCCUUCUCCAAAAGAAGGAAAUAUUGUUGUCAAUGUAUUAUCAAAGUCACCUGAAAAACCUACAGUUGAUGGCUUUAACUGGAGAAAAUAUGGUCAAAAACUAGUAAGAGAUAAUGCAUUUGUAAGAAGCUACUACAAAUGUACAUAUGCAAAAUGUCCAGCUAGAAAACAAGUUGAACAUUCACAUGAUGGACAUAUCAAAGAGAUAAAUUACUUAUGCAAGCAUGAACAUCCAAAACCUAACCAUUCAUCUUUCACAUCUGAAACUUUGAAUGAGAAUUUUGUGGAAUUUGAAAUGUUGCAGACUAAUGAAACAGAAAUUGGGGAUGACAAUAAUGCGCCACAACUGAAAAAACAGAAGAAAGAGAGUGAUAAUGUUGUGACAAAGACAAAUUAUGAGCCACGUGUAGUUGUUGAGACUAAAAGUGUGGUUGAUAUUGUGAAUGAUGGAUACAGAUGGCGGAAAUAUGGGCAGAAAAUGGUUAAAAACAGUCCUUAUCCAAGGAGUUACUAUCGGUGUUCAAAUGCUGGGUGCCCAGUGAAGAAGCAUGUAGAGAGAGCAUCACAUGAUGAAAAAGUGGUGAUUACAACUUAUGAGGGACGCCAUGAUCAUGACAUGCCUUCUGGAAUCAGAAAUGUUACACAAAACAUGAAGGAAAAUAACAAUGGCACAAUGGAUGAUGAUGGUAAUCAUGAUCAUGAUAAUAAUAAUAAUAAUAAUAAUAAUGAUAAUGAUGAUGAUGAUGAUCCACAACCACAAGCGAAAACAAAUGAAAGUAAAGGUGGAUGUUCUGAAGUUGGAUCAUGUCCUCUCUAA
Messenger RNA from Lactuca saligna, 1444 nucleotides. The record is from the annotation of a GenBank genome assembly. Lineage: Eukaryota; Viridiplantae; Streptophyta; Magnoliopsida; Asterales; Asteraceae.